Messenger RNA from Cylicostephanus goldi, 204 nucleotides. The record is from the annotation of a GenBank genome assembly. NCBI's taxonomy places the organism in Eukaryota, Metazoa, Nematoda, Chromadorea, Rhabditida, Strongylidae.
AUGACUGAUCUCUGCGAGCAGCCUUUGGGGCUACUUUCGGAAGUCACCCGGCGGGAGUUGGUGCACUUACUGGAAUCCUUGCCCGGCAACAAGGACUUGAUAGUCGAUGCUUCGUUGCUUCGUCCACUUGAUCGUAUAGCUUCGAUGAGCCUUUUACAAAAGCAUGAAUGCCAGCGGGUGAUUCCACUACGCCUGGAGUCCACA